AAGGUUGUUGAAGCAUUGAUCGCAUAAACGGUUUACUGUAAAGUCGUGAUGGAUAAAUACGAGGAGAAUAUUUUGAGGUUAAACAUAAAAAUACGUGACCUAAUUACACAACUCGACUGUAUGGAAACCAAAAACCGGAAGCUUCAGCAAGAAAACAAUGUGCUAGUAGAAGAUGUGGCAAGCUUUCGCGCACAGUAUGCGUUAUCCGAAGAGGGACGGCUGCGUUGUAAGUCGGUGCUGGAGAAAGAAAUAGCUCGUAAUAGUGAACAGUACGAGGCACAGGUGUUGCUAAAAAAACGAUACAAUGAUCUAAUACGCGAGUACGUUGCGCAAAACCAGAAACUUAAAUCUUAUGAACAGAAUGCUUUGGAAGUGAAACAAUCACGAGCGAAAAGAAAGCAAGCCCCUGUUGAGAUUAUUGGCAAGCUAUCAGACAUAGGAAAACCAAAGGCUAUCGAAGACAAAGUAGCCUCACUCGAGCAUCGCUGUUCUGUUCUGGAGAAGGAACUUUACAAAGCAUAUACGACAAUUGAUGAUUUAGAGUUCGAACUGGAAUCGAUUGACCAUCUCGAAAAUACAAAUGAACGGUUGGAACAACAGAUUAAAGUUUUAAAAGCUCAGCUAGACCAAUGUCUUUGUGAACCGCUAACACCUGACACUGCCAACAGUGUGACUUCACCAUUGAGUCAUGAUACAUUCUACCCAUUUGAGAGUGUAAAAGACGCCCAACAAAUUUCAACAGCAAAGGGACCAAAGAUCUACCACAAUUUGACUUUAGAUGAUCCGUUCUAUGCGAUGGAACAUUUAGAUAAUGUACAAGAGCUAACAAUACACCAAUCAAGUGUAAAUCGUGCCUCAGAAGCUAUGGAAAGAGAUGGACAUCAUGCACAAAACCAAAACUAAUAACCGUUUGAAAAUUUGACCAAAACUCAAAGAUACACUUGUUGAGUUAUUAUUAUUAUUAUUAUUGUUUUUUAUUUAUUGUUUACUCUUCAACGGGCAUUUAUUCAAUCCAAGUAUUGAAGUAUCAGUAAUCAUUCAUGUCAAACAGUCUUAUGUUAGUUUAAUAUGUAAUCAAAAUCAAAAUAUACUUCUGGGCGGUCCCGUGAAACAGUCGUCAACUCGACUCAAUAAUAUGCCCGUCAUGGAUUUAAAUCUAGAAUGGAUCGUUCCCACGUAGCAAGGAUUGACUAUCCGGCUCGAAUUGACCGCACGGUAAUGAAUUAAGUCUCGAAAGCCUCUAUAGGCCGACAUGUCCGUGUAGGACGUUACGCCAAAGAGAAGAAGAUAUACCUCGUUAAUAGUUCACUAGAAAUUUAUAAUAAAAAUGAAAAUCUAAUUACCCGCA
This is a messenger RNA of Anopheles merus, 1348 nucleotides long. Its product is annotated as myosin-13-like. The record is from RefSeq and is a predicted model, not a curated record. The coding region runs from base 49 to 903 and encodes 284 amino acids. NCBI's taxonomy places the organism in Eukaryota, Metazoa, Arthropoda, Insecta, Diptera, Culicidae. The transcript is spliced from 6 exons.